Messenger RNA from Oncorhynchus tshawytscha (Chinook salmon), 1913 nucleotides. Its product is annotated as coiled-coil domain-containing protein 171-like. The transcript is spliced from 15 exons. Bases 54 to 1913 code for a protein of 619 amino acids. The record is from RefSeq and is a predicted model, not a curated record. NCBI's taxonomy places the organism in Eukaryota, Metazoa, Chordata, Actinopteri, Salmoniformes, Salmonidae.
CACUACGACGUCAGACCAGCGAACUGGGCUACAUCACAGAGAGAGAGGAGAGAAUGAAGAAAGAACUAGAGACCGCCCUACAGAGAGUCAAGACUCUAGAAACCAACAUAGAGUCUGAGAGAGCUGCUCACCUGGAGUCUAAAUUCAACUCUGAGAUCAUACAGCUGCGUAUCCGUGACCUGGAGGCAGCUCUACAGGUGGAGAAGUGUAGCCAGGCUGAAGCCGUGUCCAGUCUGGACAUGGUCAAACAACAGUUCAGAGAGGUGGAACGAGCCUACAGCAUAGAGAGAGACAGGGCACGGGACUCUACUGGCAGACUGGCACAGCUGGAGAAGGACUACCUGAGUUCUAAGGCAGAGUUGAGUGCAGAGUUGGAGAAGGAGAGAAGAACUGCAUCACACGUCCGAGACCAACUACAGGAACUACACACGCUACAUACGCACAGCCUGACACAGCUGGACAUGGCUCGUAAGCGUCAGGUGUUGCUGGAGGAGGAAUUUGAGAGCUAUCUUAGAGAGUUACAACAGCUACUGCAACUACACACCGCUGUAGGGCCCCUCACUGCUGUAGGACAACUCACCACAGAAGAGCCUGUUGGAGAGGGAAGACGGCACAGCCCCUCUACUGUCAUGAACAUGCUGGGGACAACCCUGACUACAUACCAGACCACCCUGGACCAGACUACUACAGAGGUCCUGGAUCAGCAGAAACAGUCAGAGAGGCUGGUCCAGGAGGUUCAGUCCAACCAGCGACUGAUGUCAGAACAGAAGAGUCACUUAGAGGAGCUCCGUGCAGCGCUGUCUGACUGUAACGUAGAGUUACAGCGUCUGAGAUCCCAGUGUUCUGAAAAGACGCUCCAGACCAACCGACUACAGACUGACCUACAGACCGCCCAGCAACACUGGGAGAGGGAGAGAGAAAGGGAGAAGCAGAGAGAAGGAGAGAGGGAGAAAACGAGGAGAAGCACAGGGAAGGAGAGCGGGAGAAGGAGAGAGAGAGGACCGUGGAGUUGCAGGCAGAGGUUCAGAGGAUCAGACAACUCAAUCAGAAAGAUUCUCAGUUUGGCUCACCCAAGUGAGAAGUUGUCGUUCCUUCACGGUCUGUUCCAGCGUCUGUUGGCGGGCUGCGUCCUCGUCUCCCAGCCGCAAUGCAUCCUGGGUAGUUUCUCCUGGGCGGAGCUCUGUGAUGUCAUAACGGAACACGUCGACACCCUCACCUCUGACCUUACACGCGCCAACGAGAGGAUGUUCGGUGCUCAGCUUGAAGAGGCCCGUCAGAGACUAUCCUCACUAGAGAAAGAACGCAGCCAGCUGACCAAUGACCUCGCCAUGCUCCAGAAAACCCUAACCCAGUCUGACCUCCAGGGGUCAACCCUGCUCUCAGCCUGCACCCUACUGGCUGGGGCGCUCACACACCUCACACACGCCACACACACACUCCGCACACAGAAAACUCUCCUCACUCGCCGCUUGGCGGAGCGAGAGGGCCUAGAGAUGGAGGGUGGGUGGGCAGAGGUACCCUCUAUAGGGGUUCGUGUUUCAGUCAUCCCUCCUCUGGAGGAGAGGGAGAAGGACUCAACACCGCCAUCUAAAGGUGAAGAGGAUAAUGACGAUGAAGGGAGAGGAGGACUGUGUGUGAGGUGGCUUCGUCGUAAAGAUAUCUCCUUCUUCAUCAUGUCUUCCAUGGCUGAACUACAAGAGGCCUUAGAGCACACAGUAUCUUCCUCUCAGGUGGUAUUGUCUGCUGCUCGUAACAGUCUAUCCCGCCUCCUGGACCACCUCCUCACCCCCUCAGACCGAGGGUCCCAUCUCACACCCUAUAGCGUGAACAAGGGUACUCUGGUUAGUCGGCUGGGACAGGGCCUACACCGAAUCACGGCCAAACAGAUGAGCAAUAAGGUUUGUGGUCUAUAA